Meloidogyne enterolobii is the source of this 251-nucleotide messenger RNA. Lineage: Eukaryota; Metazoa; Nematoda; Chromadorea; Rhabditida; Meloidogynidae. The record is from the annotation of a GenBank genome assembly.
UAUACCACAAAAUUAAAAAUAGCCAGACGAUUUUUUAAAAAUUAUCUAAAAAUUUAUUUUUCACAUAUUUUUAAUAGGCAACAGUCUACGGUUUCUGUAGAGAAUGCAUUCCAAUGUUUUUGUACAAUCUCAGCUAUUAUAUGUGUUAUUUAAAUAGUUCAUUAAAUCCGUUUGCUUAUGCUUUAGCUAAUCGCCAAUUCCGCUCAGCUUUUUGGAAAAUUUUGAGGGGAAAUUUUAGAAAGACUAAUUGA